AUGAAUAUUGAGGAAGUGGUACGGUGUGGAUCUGUUUUUCAGACCGAUUUAAAGGUUACCAUAGUCGAACCAGGUAGACGGGUAAUCACAUUUGUCAAAAACUCUAGAGAUUACAGCAUAGAGCCUUUGUCGAGUGACGAUUCAGAAGAUUUGACGUCAGAAAAAUACCAAUCCGGCGACUUUGGUCAGUGGCAAUGUAGCUGUUUCGGGAUCCUUGGUAUGGUGUGUUUUACCGAAGGACCUUACCUCAUCGUUAUUACCGACGUUGAACGAUAUGGGUGUAUUAUGGGCCAACAUGACGUCUACACAAUAAGAGGCAAGGAACUGGUACCAUUGUAUUACCCAUGUCCUAACACCGAUAUCGAGAACUACUACUGUAGCUUGUUUAAUCAAUUCGACGUUUUGAACAACUUUUAUUUCAGCUAUACGUAUAACCUCGCAAACUCUCUACAGGCUAACUACUCCUAUAAGCAAUGUGUCAAGGAUGACUCAGGCUGGAUACCUCUAGACGCUGGUGUUGUCACUCAGAAGUUCAAAUACAACUUCGUCCACUCAAGAAAGCUUAGUGAAUACUUCGGAACAAGAGCUGAGGGUUUUUGUUUGCGAGUUAUACAUGGUCACUUCGCCCAUACCACCGUCAACCUUUCCGGGCGGAGCCUCACCAUCCACCUUAUAGCCAGACGUUCGAGAUUCUACGCAGGAACACGUUACAGGAAAAGAGGAAUCACAGCCUCGGGGCAUGUGGCAAACGACGUGGAAACGGAACAGAUUCUUGAGGAUGUUACGUGCACGGACUCCAUAUACUCAUUUGUACAGGUCCGUGGGUCUACUCCCACCUUUUGGGCACAAGACACCACGAAGACUAUCGUGAAAAAACCUCCACUCACCUACCCACAAAAUGAUCCUGCAUAUACAGCACCAAGAAAACAUGUAGCGGAGCUUUUUACAUCAUACGGGGUCCCACUUAUCAUGCUCAAUCUGCUCUCUGAUGACACCAUGACGGAUGAAGGACAAUUAUCUGAACGUUACGACUGCAUCGUAAAGUCCAUAAAUGCCGAACUGCCGUCGACGUUGCAAAUACAAUACAUACACCGCAAUAUACGAGGUGCUCUGGAACGUGGAGAUAUACAUCAUAUGGUUACCCAACUCAUCGAACACUCAGCGAAAGAGCUUGGUUAUUUCCAUUUGAGGCAUGGGACAAUAUUAAGCGUCCAAACUGGAGUUUUGCGAACUAGCUGCUUAGACUGCCUAGAUAGAACAAGCGUCGUUACCAUGCAACUGGGCCUUUUCAUUUUCCAGAAGCAGCUGGAAAUGCUUGGUAUCCAGGUUCAAAACCGUGAAGUGCAAGAGGAGUGCAAUAUAACGAGUUUCACUGAGUCAACUCCCAUAAAUAAUGAAGAAUUUGGAUUUAAUAGAACACUGGAACCUUUGCUAGAGCUUUUCAAAAACAUGUUCGAAUCGAUGGGCGACGCUCUGGCUAUGCAAUACGCAGGAUCUAGGGCGCUGCGUAAAUACGAAGGAACCAGCAAUGCUUUAAGCAGGUCCCUUCAGCUUCUGACAACACUAAAACGUCGAUAUUCGAGUCAUUUCACGGACGCGGAUCGUCAAACUCUUUCGAAUGUUUUUAUGGGUGUGUUAAAGCCAGAUAGGCACCCUCCACCGUGGACAAUAGAUGUCGACAAAUAUAUUAGUUGCGAGCGAUUUAAAUGUGAGUAUGCGAAUCUAGAGUGGUGGGUAAUUCCACUGAUGUGUUUUCUAAAGCGGUUGCUAAAGUUAGAAGCUGACGUGACUCGACCGUGGUUCAAUCUUUUUGACAAGAGUGGAGAGUAUCGUCUAUGGUUAACAAUGGCUAAGUUACUGGCGGAACAUCGAUCAAACCACUGUUACGGCGAAUUUCGUAAUGAUCACGUGAAUACCGCAGAAGACGAAGAAGAGGGCCAUGCAAUUGCCACCGUUCUAAGUCCAGCGUUCUCUAUUCUAAGCCCUAGCGCACACAGCACUCGAAAAAAACGUCUAUAUACGGACUACGUCGAAUUCGAAAGAUACCGAUGCUACCAUAUUACAAGAGUAGACAAUGAGGGGAGUUCUACGAUGAACUCGGUCCGCUCGGUAAGAGACGAAGAAAGACGUGCUCUGCCUCCGUAUAUAGAUACAGUUGAUCAAACAGACCGAACUUGCUCCCCUGUACUCCUGAAUGUGAGAAAACCUGAUAAAACGCAAAUGCUGCUUUCGUUAGAACCAUGGGGGAUUGAGGGUGGUGACAAAAGUAGAGUGUUCGGUGAAGUUGCAACGAUCCACUGUAGAGAGGUGGAUUUCGAGCGCUAUAGGCGAUUUGUUGAACCCCAUGGGUAA
This is a messenger RNA of Babesia sp. Xinjiang, 2352 nucleotides long. RefSeq names its product Polyphosphoinositide phosphatase. Gene Ontology annotation, biological process: phosphatidylinositol dephosphorylation. Gene Ontology annotation, molecular function: phosphatidylinositol-3,5-bisphosphate 5-phosphatase activity. The transcript has a single exon. Bases 1 to 2352 code for a protein of 783 amino acids. NCBI's taxonomy places the organism in Eukaryota, Apicomplexa, Aconoidasida, Piroplasmida, Babesiidae. The record is from RefSeq and is a predicted model, not a curated record. Gene Ontology annotation, cellular component: intracellular membrane-bounded organelle.